AUAGGCCCAACAGACGGCAUAACCAGAAACAUCCCAUCUUAAAUUCAAGAAUUUGUAAAUAAAUGUGACAUUCGUGUUUUUAGUUACAAUUAAACCAAUUCCAUUAUCUCCAUAAAAUUGUAUUCUAUUUGUAUUGACAAGUUUAAAAUAGUUUAUCUUCCCCUAGAUAGUGAAAUGUAAUAUUUUAUCCGUUCCAAAAAGUUGAGACAUGGGUGCAAACAUAUCUCAACUGGAAAGAGACAUAGGGGCUGAUCAGUUUCCACCCAAUGAGCACUAUUUUGGAUUAGUAAAUUUUGGCAAUACCUGUUAUAGCAAUUCAGUUUUACAAGCUUUAUACUUCUGCAAACCGUUUAGAGAAAAGGUUUUAGAAUACAAAGCGAGAAACAAGCGGACCAAAGAGACACUGCUGUCGUGCUUAGCUGAUUUGUUCCAUAGUAUUGCUACACAGAAGAAAAAAGUUGGAUCCAUCGCUCCGAAGAAAUUUAUCGCUCGGUUACGGAAAGAAAAAGAGGAGUUUGACAACUACAUGCAACAAGAUGCUCACGAAUUUCUCAACUUUCUCAUCAAUCACAUCAACGAAAUCAUUCUUUCCGAGCGGCCGCAAAACAAAAACAAGAACGGAGAGGCAGAGGGCAGUCAAGAGCCUACGUGGGUUCACGAGAUCUUCCAGGGCAUCUUGACAAGUGAAACUCGCUGCCUGAACUGUGAAACUGUGAGCAGUAAGGACGAAGACUUCUUUGAUCUCCAGGUGGACAUUGACCAGAACACGUCCAUCACUCAUUGUCUCAGGUGCUUUAGCAACAUGGAGACGCUCAGCAAUGACAACAAGUUUAAAUGUGAUCACUGUACAAGCUAUCAGGAGGCAACGAAACGGAUGAGGGUAAAGAAGCUGCCGAUGAUACUUGCGCUGCACCUCAAGAGGUUCAAGUACAUGGAGCAGUUCAACAGGCACAUAAAAGUAUCUCACAGAGUCGUCUUUCCGUUAGAACUGAGGCUGUUUAAUACGUCGGACGACGCUGUCAACCCCGACCGCAUGUACAACCUGGUUGCCGUGGUGAUACACUGCGGCAGCGGACCCAACAGAGGGCAUUACAUCAGCAUCGUCAAGAGUCACGACUUCUGGCUGCUGUUUGACGACGACAUGGUCGAUAAAAUCGACCAGUCCGCCAUUGAAGACUUCUACGGACUGACGUCGGACAUACAGAAGUCCUCAGAGACAGGAUAUAUUCUGUUUUACCAGUCGAGAGACACAACGGAGCCAUGUAGAACUUCCACUUCCGAGCCUAAAGUCAACGGCAAAUAAUACGACGUCGGACCCAUUGAACUUCACCAUUCCGACACUCCAAACUACAAGUUUCAGUAUGAAACAAGUGAUAUUAAAAUGUUAAAUUAUUGAAUUGUUGAGAAUAAUUGUUGUACAUAUUUAUAUUGUAUUAUAUUUUAUGUUAUGUGUCAAUUCGGGCGAGGAUUUCAAAUCCGAAACCUAAAAGUCGUCGUAGUUGUUAGACUACUUCCGAGCCUAUACUGUUGCAGUACCUGUAGUUGUUUAUUGUUUGAAUGAGGAGUUUUAUUUUAAAUUUUAUUUCUUAUUUAUUUUAUAUUUACAAAUUAUUGUUUGAUACAAGCAAAGGAGGUAAUGUUAGUUGGUUAACAGUUUCUCUUGUCCGAUGACUGUUUCAAAGAAUUUAUUACUUAAUUUCAAUAAUAGGAUACAGUAGAACCUCUUUAAUCCGAACCCCCGUAAUCCAAACGUCCACUAAUCCGAACCCCUCAUUGCUGUACUCUAUACACAGUACAGCAGUUCUUUAUUGUAUACUGUAUUUAAUUUACAGUACGUUUUAUUCACCAUGUUUAACUACUGUAUUAAAUAAACACUGUAUUUUACUUUAUAAAACAUUUGUUCACUUUCCCCAAAAUAAUGUUGAUCAAUUUUAGCCAUGUUUUAGCUAUUGUUAUGUAAAAACAACAAUAUGUUCUGUAAUCCGAACUAUUCAAUAGUCCGAACUACCCCUGGUUCCAAUUAGUUCGGAUUAAAGAGGUUCUACUGUAUAAGUUUUUAGUUUUGUUCAUUUUUAAUCGUAAUUUGGUUGCUAAAAUGUUACUACUAAAAGUAAUAAAAUGUUUUUAAGCUUUAAUUUGUUACAGAUGUAGCAUCUUAAGAUUAUAAUCAAAAGUUUAAAUACAUUAACUUUGUUACUUUUCUCCUGAUAAUUUGUUGUCAAUAACUUUGAGAACGUAGUAUUAUCAUAUGUUUUAAUAACGUUAAUGAAACAGUUAUAAAUAUCUUUAUAUUGGGGUACUCAUGUCUCAGUGCCAAUUUUUAAGGUGAAUUUUUCUAGAUUCGGGAAGCCAAAUCGCACAUGUAAUUAGGAAGAUGAGACGUAGAUUAGCUGAUAAUCAAAUGCAUUUUUGUUCAUGAUUCAUGAUAGUUUAUGUUACACUACUUAUUUUAUUGAAGGUUUUUUUGGAACUUUCACUUGUUAGCAGGUUUUAUAUUUUGUUCUAGUACAAGUUUUCACCAUUAUUUUACAGUUUUUCAUGACUAUUCAAAUUUGUCAUAACUUUUUCCUAGUUUCAUUCAAUGCAUUUUCAUUUUGGUACUACAUUCCUUUUGAUACUACGUUUUGUGAGUUUAGUUCCCUCAAAGUGCCAGAUACUGUUAAAUGGUUUCUAGUGGAAAUGUUAAUUACUAAAUGAGGGUAUUUGUGUUCUCCAGGUUAGGAAUUUGAUACUCUAAGGAAUUUCUAUUUGUCAUUGGAUCAUAGUCUUCAGACACAAAGAUCGAGGAUAAAAUAAAUUACAUAGUGAAUACGGUCAAUAUGAAUAGAGUAGGUAUAAAAUAUUUUAAUUCAUAUUUGGGUUUGAAAAACUUCAUUUUGAAAGUAUAAGUGAAAGUUAGAACCUAAAAAGGUUCUGUUUAGGACAGCAUUUUAAACUUAAAUGCGGUUAUUUUUUUGUAUAGACCAGAUAAAUAUUUACCAAGUUUUAUUCAAACUGGUAAACUUGGUUCAUUAAAAAAAUUGUUUAAACACUAGUCUAUGUUGCACUUAUUUUUAAUUUGAAGGUUUAUAUGUUGAAUUCCUAUAAUGUUAUUGAUUUCAAAAAUUGUAACUGCUAAACUACAUAAGAUGUUUAUGUUAAACCAUUUUUAAGUGAAUGAUAAAAUCUGUUUGUCAUUGUACGAGAGCUGUUAAAUUAAUGCUUUUUUCCAAAAAAGUAAAUAAUGUAAAUUUGACCCCAAGAUCCUGGGAGUUGUAGAUAUAUGUAUAUUUCUCUGUUAUGUUGAAUAAAA
This is a messenger RNA of Macrosteles quadrilineatus (aster leafhopper), 3292 nucleotides long. RefSeq names its product ubiquitin carboxyl-terminal hydrolase 12 (gene Usp12-46). Gene Ontology annotation, cellular component: nucleus; cytosol. Gene Ontology annotation, molecular function: cysteine-type deubiquitinase activity; cysteine-type endopeptidase activity. The transcript has 10 exons. Gene Ontology annotation, biological process: protein deubiquitination. Lineage: Eukaryota; Metazoa; Arthropoda; Insecta; Hemiptera; Cicadellidae. The coding region runs from base 209 to 1303 and encodes 364 amino acids. The record is from RefSeq and is a predicted model, not a curated record.